UGACGUGACAGCCAGCUGUGAGAAGCGCAGUUUCACUGAACGCGAGUGAAAGCAACUCAAGCUAAACGAUACUUAAACAAAGCGAAUUUUACUCUAAGGAUAUAUCCGAACAUUACUUGAUAAUUUGAUUCGACGGUUUCAGUUAGAUUCAAACCAGAUUAUUUUGACCAUGGUUAGCGAUAUGAUGAAACAAUGUGGUGGCGAGGAGGUCGAAACUAAGAGGAAUGAUGACCAUUGUGACGUCACAAAGCACAGAAACUCUUUGAGAAGAAAAUUAAAUGGCUUGACCUCUAAGCUACGUAGUCUCAAGGUCAGAUCCAGCCAUAAAAGACAGACACGGGAGAAAGGGAAGGAGAAUUCUGAUGUACCAGGAGCCAUUAGUGACCAAGUUAACCUCUUCGAUAAUUUAUCCGACCUUGACCUAUCACACAGUACAGAUGAAGAAGACCAUAUACCAGACACCACCAACAACAACUCUACCACCGUGGUGCUGGACAACACGCCUGCUGACAUGACGGAGCUGACCAACCGCCCGUCAGCCUCCUGUGGCAUGCUGGGCAUGCGCAGACAGUGUCGCGUCUGGAGCGGACUCAGCUCCUCCGUCAGGCCGACCCACAAGUCAGGGAAAGUUCUAGACUUGAAGGCCUUAGAUGACGUCAUCACUGACUCGACUGGCUCUCUGUCUACUGGUAGCUCAGAGUGCAGCUCUGAGCUUAAUGGCAACAACCUGAGGUGGCUGGACGUGUAUGAGAGUGACGCUGAGACAGACAAAGAUGUCGAGGAUGGUGACGAUGACGUGUUUGUUUCCUCUGACAACCUGUCAGCAUUAGUUAGACAAAAUGGCAUGUCACUUAUCAGUGACGGCACACAUGGCACGGACAUGUGGCAAAACCACUUCAGAGCCCCUCUUCAAUGUGGGGGUGUUUAACUGUGUCAUCACCCCCCCCCCCCCCCCCACCUCCUCAAUGUGGGGUGUAAAAACCACAAGUUUGUUAGAAUCUUUUGAUUGUCCAAGGCAUUACUUCAUUGAUGGUGUAGUGGUGAUUUAUUUGUGGUGUGUCUGAUACAGUUAUGUAACAUGGAUUUUGAGUGGUGUCAUGUGGAAUGGUGUCAUAGAUUGUCAGCUGAAUGGUGUCAGUGAGUACCAAUGUUUGGAAUGUGCGGGGUCUGAGAUGUUUAAUCAACGUGCUUGAAGCAUUUAAAAUUCCUGGAUAUAUGAAAAGUGGGGGGGGGGGGGGCGUGAAAGAAGAGCUGAACUAAAUCUUGUACACUUCAUGGUUUAGUUAUACUGUCCAUUAUUUUUGUGGCUGGUCAUGUUGCUCAUUGUCUGUGUGAUCUAACCGGCCACAACAUGUUGAUAUUACAUGCUAUUAUUUAAUAUGUACUGUGUACCAUAUGUAUUUAAUGUACAAAUUAUUUCUGUGAACAUGCUUCUUGUCUGGAAUGUUCAAUAAAAUACCUUCAGAUGUGUACUAGCAUGAAACCCCUGUUUUUUUGGGGUCUUAAAAAUUUCAAAUUCUUGUAGCCCCCCCCCCCCCUCAUCUGCCCACCCUCUUGUACCUGGGUCUGUGUGAUCUGAAAGUUAUGUAUGAUCUUGGUCUGUGUGUGAUCUUGAUCUGUGUGAUGUGAUCUCUGUAUGACCUGGGCUGUAUGAUCUGAAAGUUGUAUGAUCUGGCCUGUGUGUGACCCAAGCUGUGAUCUGAAGCUGUAACAACCAGCUGUCACAGCUUGAAAGGUGAAUGUUUACAUCAGUCACGUGAUAGUUCUAUUUAUAACCCACGUCUUUCAUUGACACCUGCUACAAACGUUGACAAGGUCUAUGCCGUCCAUAAAAUUUUUGUUGAUGAAAUGCUUUGGAUCUGUACAAGAUUCCUGUAUUAUUUUGAGAAAAAUAAAUACACGUGUUGGUUCGAA
Molecule: messenger RNA, 1914 nt
Organism: Physella acuta
Lineage: Eukaryota; Metazoa; Mollusca; Gastropoda; Physidae
Source: RefSeq, a predicted model, not a curated record